This is a messenger RNA of Arachis stenosperma, 2204 nucleotides long. Its product is annotated as probable arabinosyltransferase ARAD1. The transcript has 3 exons. Gene Ontology annotation, molecular function: glycosyltransferase activity. The record is from RefSeq and is a predicted model, not a curated record. Lineage: Eukaryota; Viridiplantae; Streptophyta; Magnoliopsida; Fabales; Fabaceae. Bases 512 to 1990 code for a protein of 492 amino acids.
UGACAUCUUCCACACGUUGGCCCUCCUCGCAUCCCGAAUUCCCGAUCAAAAGCCAGAGAAAAGUCAGAAAACUGUUCACCGUCCAAAACAGAAAAGAAAAGAAAGAAAAACUCUGUUCAGUAAAGGUUGACUCUCUAUCUUUUUUAACUAUCUGUUGUUAGAAUGCAAAGAUGAGAGCACCGGUGAAUGAUGGAGUGAGUGCGGAGCUGCAUCUUCAUCUACCCUCUUCCGGUUGUUGAGAUUCAAAGGCUUUCUUGGUUGAAUCAAUCAAUGCGUUGCACAAGAAACUGGGAUCUUGCUACUGCUUUGCGUGUCGAAUGUUACUGAAACUUGGUGAUGAACUUGUUGGAGAUCUUCUUCAUUAGCAUUUGGAAGCUUGAGACAACAUUAAUGGGUCGAGGUCUUUGCUUUGUGAGUUUGGGGAAAUAAAUACCCUUUAAUCAGCUCUAUCUAUUUGCUGCAUUGCCUGGGAUAUUGCUUUAAUUUGACAUUUGUCUUGUUAAUAAAAAAGAUGUGGGAGAAGGGACUCAUUCACUCGAGGUUUAUAUUUUGCUUGAUGCUCGUCUCCAUGUUCCUUUUGGUCGUAUCUUUUCUUUUCCUAUUCCAGUUCAGCAGCCAUUCUUUGAUACCUAGAUCGGUGUUAGAGCUUAUUCUGGUCAAUAACACAUCACUUUACUUCAUGCCCAAUUUCAAGAGGGAAAAACUUGUACUCCCUCAUGACCCUUCCGGAGACUUGAAGCUUCAGUUGCAAAAACAUGGAGAAUCCGAUUGUCGAGUUCCAAAUUCAAGCCAGAAAACAAGUUCUUUAGGACAGCAGAUGAGUGUGACAUCUGACCCAUUGAGAGUAUUCAUGUAUGAUUUGCCUCCAGAAUUUCACUUUGGGUUAUUAGGUUGGAAGGGAAGUGUAAAUCAAACUUGGCCAGUGAUUGACGACCUCAAAUAUAUCCCCCACUAUCCUGGUGGAUUGAAUCUACAGCACAGUAUAGAAUAUUGGAUCACACUUGAUCUUCUGUCAUCAAACAAUGCAAAACCUGGCCAACCUCACACCGCAAUUAGAGUGCAUGAUUCAAGUCAGGCAGAUGUAAUUUUUGUGCCAUUUUUCUCAUCUUUGAGUUACAAUCGGCAUUCCAAGCUCCGUGAAGGUGAAAAAGUUAGUGUUAACAUAAUGUUGCAAGACAAGUUGGUAAGGUUUCUGAUGGGCCGGAAAGAAUGGAAGCGCUCGGGGGGGAAGGAUCAUCUAAUUGUAGCCCACCAUCCUAACAGCCUGCUAGACGCAAGGAAAAAAUUGGGAUCUGCUAUGCUUGUGCUUGCCGAUUUUGGAAGGUACCCUGUUGAAUUAGCAAAUGUGAAGAAAGAUAUAAUAGCUCCCUAUAGGCAUCUAGUAAGCACCGUACCAAGAGCUAAAUCAGCUUCAUAUAAUGAACGCUCCACACUGGUGUAUUUUCAGGGUGCAAUAUACAGGAAAGAUGGAGGAGCCAUUCGCCAAGAGCUGUAUUACCUUCUAAAAGAUGAGAAAGAUGUGCAUUUUGCAUUUGGGAGCAUAGGAGGAAAUGGAAUCAAUCAGGCAAGCCAUGGAAUGUCCCAAUCAAAAUUCUGCCUGAACAUUGCUGGAGAUACCCCGUCCUCCAAUCGCCUCUUUGAUGCAAUAGUAAGCCACUGUGUUCCUGUGAUCAUUAGCGAUGAAAUCGAGCUACCCUUUGAAGAUGUCUUGAACUACUCAUAUUUUUCCAUUUUUGUCCGUGCCUCUGAUGCUAUAAAGAAAGGUUUCCUGCUGAAUCUCCUCCAUUCAAUCAAGCGCGAGGAGUGGACCAAGAUGUGGAAAAUAUUGAAGGAUAUCACUCAUCACUUUGAGUAUCAAUAUCCAUCCAAGCCUGGGGAUGCAGUAAAUAUGAUUUGGCAGGAUGUUGCACGUAAGAUUUCUUCAGUGAAGUUCGAUUUGCACAGGAAGAGCAGAUACCGGAGAUCUCAACUUCCGGUUAAGACAGACUGAAACACAGAGUUUCUUGUGCUUGAACUUUCUGACCUUGGUCUUACUCAACAUACCAAUAGGAGAGACAGAGUCACGGAGAUCUAGUUUCGUUUUUCCCUUUUAGGCCACUGUCAAAAGCCUCCUUCUCUCCCUUGUCUCUGUAUUUCACUGAAUAGUCCAUCUUGCUGAUGGGGGAAAAGCAUUAUUUUUUUUGUCUUAUUAUUAUUUUUUUUAA